Daucus carota subsp. sativus is the source of this 856-nucleotide messenger RNA. Its product is annotated as CASP-like protein 3A1. The record is from RefSeq and is a predicted model, not a curated record. Lineage: Eukaryota; Viridiplantae; Streptophyta; Magnoliopsida; Apiales; Apiaceae. The transcript is spliced from 3 exons. Bases 109 to 678 code for a protein of 189 amino acids.
AAACACAAUUCUGCCACGUUUAUAUAAAAUGACGCCGCUCCAUACUACGAGCCUUAUUCUCUUUAAAACCAUAUCAAUUAUUUCUUGCACCUAGCAACACACAUUUCAAUGGGGAUGGACAGCGGGAUUCAUGCCAAAGGCACGGCUGCUGGAAUGAGUGUGCAGGCGAGGGGGAUUUGUGUUAACGUCGUUCUUCGAUUGGUCUGCUUGAUCAGCACGGUAGCUGCACUUUCGCUCAUGGUCACGGCUAAACAGGAUUCGACUAUCUCUGUUUUUGGCUUGACAGUGCCUGUGCGUUCCAAGUGGUCCUUCUCUGAUUCGUUUCAAUACUUGGUUGGAGUUACCGCUGCUGUUGCAUUCCACUCUUUAGUACAGUUGUUAUAUAACAUGUCAAUGAUACUGCGCAAAUCUCUGGUCAUUUCAUCGCGGAAGUAUCUAUGGCUUCUUUUCGCUGUGGAUCAGGUACUUGCUUAUGCACUGAUGAGUGCUGGAUCAGCUGCAUCAGGAGUUACCAACUUGAACCGUACAGGGAUUCGUCAUUCAGCUCUCCCGAAUUUCUGUAAGCCUUUGAGUCGAUUCUGUAAUCGCGUUGCAGUCUCAAUAGGCCUCACCUUCUUCAGCUGGCUCUUACUUGCCACGUCAACAGUUGCCGAUGUCGUUUGGCUAUUCAAACACUGAGAAUUUGCAUACUUAUCUUUCUUGUGUACCUAUUUCUAUUUUACUUGCUUUUUAACCUUCAAGUAUGGGUAUGUAAUAAUGUAGGAGCAUAAAUUAAACAAUACUUCCUUGUAGAAAUUUGUUGUUUAUCCAAUAUUGUUGUCUCUCUUUCUUCUAUAUGACAUUUUUCUUUGUUUUA